Molecule: messenger RNA, 1102 nt
Organism: Otolemur garnettii (small-eared galago)
Lineage: Eukaryota; Metazoa; Chordata; Mammalia; Primates; Galagidae
Gene: RDH12
Product: retinol dehydrogenase 12 (all-trans/9-cis/11-cis)
Exons: 7
Coding region: 152-1102 (316 amino acids)
Source: RefSeq, a predicted model, not a curated record
GGAUUCUGGGCGCUGCUAGGAGUCUGGCUGUUGCUGAGCACCCAGGAGCUAGUGGAGUGAGAAGCUGGAAGCCAGACCAGAAUCGGGAGCCAGAGUUGGGGUUGAACCCGGAGCAGCAGCAAAAGCAGCAACAACUGAAGAAGUUGGAAAGAUGCUGGUUACCCUGGGACUGCUCACUUCUUUCUUUUCUUUCUUGUAUGUGAUGGCUCCAUCCAUCAGGAAGUUCUUUGCCAAUGGAGUGUGUCAGACAAGCGUGCAGAUUCCUGGGAAAGUGGUGGUGAUCACUGGCGCCAACACAGGCAUCGGCAAGGAGACGGCCAGAGAGCUCGCUCGCAGAGGAGCCCGAGUGUACAUUGCCUGCCGGGAUGUACUGAAGGGGGAGUCUGCUGCCAGUGAAAUCCGAGCAGAUACAAAGAACUCCCAGGUGCUGGUGCGGAAACUGGACCUAUCUGACACCAAAUCCAUCCGAGCCUUCGCUGAGGGCUUUCUGGCAGAGGAAAAGCAGCUUCAUAUUCUGAUCAACAAUGCGGGAGUGAUGAUGUGUCCAUAUUCCAAGACAGCUGAUGGCUUUGAAACUCAUAUAGGAGUCAACCACCUAGGCCACUUCCUUCUUACCCACCUUCUUCUGGAGCAACUGAAGAAGUCUGCUCCUGCACGGGUGGUGAACCUGUCCUCCGUGGUCCACCAUGUUGGCAAGAUUCGCUUCCAUGACCUCCAUGGGGAAAAGCACUAUAACAGGGCUUUUGCCUAUUGCCACAGCAAGCUGGCCAACAUACUCUUUACUCGUGAGCUGGCCAAGAAACUCAAAGGCACGGGAGUCACCACCUACGCAGUGCACCCCGGCAUUGUCCGCUCCGAGCUGGUCCGCCAUUCCUUCCUGUUGUGCCUGCUCUUGCGUCUCUUCUCCCGCUUUGCCAAGACGGUGCGGGAGGGGGCGCAGACCAGCCUCCACUGCGCCCUGGCUGAGGGCCUGGAGCCCCUGAGUGGCAAGUAUUUCAGUGACUGCAAGAGGACCUGGGUGUCUCCAAGGGCCCGAGAUAACAAAACGGCCGAGCGCCUGUGGAAUGUCAGCUGUGAGCUUCUUGGAAUCAAGUGGGAGUAG